Paraphaeosphaeria sporulosa is the source of this 1212-nucleotide messenger RNA. RefSeq names its product thiamine diphosphate-binding protein. Gene Ontology annotation, biological process: response to nutrient; branched-chain amino acid catabolic process. The transcript is spliced from 3 exons. The record is from RefSeq and is a predicted model, not a curated record. Lineage: Eukaryota; Fungi; Ascomycota; Dothideomycetes; Pleosporales; Didymosphaeriaceae. Bases 1 to 1212 code for a protein of 403 amino acids. Gene Ontology annotation, molecular function: catalytic activity.
AUGGCCGCAAGAAGCCCCUCUACCCGCACCCUCUCAAGGUAUUUCUUGCGCCCGCAAGCCUCCCUGCACCCUGCAUGUCGCCAACAAUACCGUCCGCAGCGGUACUCUUCUGCAGUAGCUGGAGCACGCCUCAACGGCCCUAUUGAAUAUGACACCACGCCGCUGCUCCACCACACUUCCAAGGCCGCUCUCACCAACCCGGAACUGCCCGAUGAGGUACGCAAGGGCCAGACCAAGCGCAUCAAUCUGUACCAAGCCGUGAACGAGGCUCUCCGCCAUGCUCUGCAAUCAGACGAAAGAGUAAUCGUAUUUGGCGAGGAUGUGCAGUUUGGCGGCGUCUUUAGAGCCACCAUGAAUCUCGCGAGCGACUUUGGGACGGAACGCGUCUUCAACACGCCGCUGAGCGAGCAGGGCCUCGUUGGCUUUGCCAUCGGUGCUGCCAGCGAGGGUAUGAAGCCCGUCGCUGAGAUUCAGUUUGCCGACUACGUCUACCCUGCCUUUGACCAGAUUGUCAACGAGGCGGCCAAGUACAGAUACAUGUCGGGAGCGAACCAAGUGCAUUGCGGAGGCCUGGUCGUUCGCAUGCCGACCGGUGUAGUAGGACACGGUGGCCUCUACCACUCUCAGUCCCCCGAAGCACUCUUCACCCACAUACCCGGCCUCCACGUUGUCAUCCCUCGCUCACCCACCCAAGCUAAAGGCCUCCUCCUCUCCGCCAUUCGCACAAACGACCCGGUCGUCUUCAUGGAGCCCAAGAUUCUCUAUCGCGCAUCCAUCGAACAAGUCCCCGUCGAUCCGUUCUACCUCCCUCUCGACAAGGCAGAAAUCCUAAAACCUGGCAAGGACAUCACCAUUGUCUCAUACGGCCAGCCAUUGUACACGUGUUCAGCAGCGAUAACGGCAGCAGAAAAGGACUUUGGGUGCAGCGUUGAGCUGAUUGACCUGCGGACGGUGUAUCCCUGGGACCGCGAGACGGUCCUUGAAAGUGUGAAGAAAACAGGGAGGGCGAUUGUAGUCCACGAGAGCAUGCAGAACGCGGGCGUUGGUGCUGAGGUGGCGGCGACGAUUCAGGAGAAGGCGUUCCUGAGGUUAGAGGCACCAGUGAAGCGGGUAACGGGUUGGGCGACAUUCACAGGCUUGAUGUUCGAGCCACUGAUAGUACCGGACGUCACGAGAGUAUACGACGCCAUCAAAAAGACAUUAGAUUACUAG